AUGACGCCCCAGAUUCCAAGGAUCUACCGGGUCUUCUUCACCACACUUGAUCCAUUAUUGGCGGCGACUGGAGUGUUGACGGCGCUCUUCUAUCCUAGUGCGCUCCUGAAGCCUUACUCGCCAAUUGCCGCGCUGCCACCGGCAUUAGAGACCUCAAGUUUGCUAAUUAUGCUAGCUGGCUUCUACGCGGCCACGCUGCUGCUUCAGGUUGUCGUUCUCCGCAUGCGGCCGGACGAUCUUGGUCUUUGGCGGGUGCUGCAACUUAGCAUACUGUUCCAGGAUGUCUUCAUUCUAGCCGCAUUUGCCAGGUCGAUGGGCAUACAAGGCCGGCUGAGUCCUCUAGCAUGGCAUGCAGAUGAGGCAGGCACGAUCGCCACUACUGCUGGUGUCGGUUUCGUCCGGGCCAGAUUUCUGCUCGACAGGAAGUGGGACUGCCAAAAAGACGAGAUUCUUAUUGGGGGCUAG
Molecule: messenger RNA, 465 nt
Organism: Baudoinia panamericana UAMH 10762
Lineage: Eukaryota; Fungi; Ascomycota; Dothideomycetes; Mycosphaerellales; Teratosphaeriaceae
Exons: 1
Coding region: 1-465 (154 amino acids)
Source: RefSeq, a predicted model, not a curated record